CUUGUUGUGCAGCUUUGUUGGAGAUUUCAAAUAUAACAUAUAAAUAUUAAAAACAUUCGCUCAAAAUAUAUAAUGAAAUCAUUAAGACAUAUUCACUUCUGUUAGUAAUAUGCAGUAAAGUGUUUAAGGGGAUGAGUGAUUCCGAUGAUACUGAUAUUUUAUUGCUAAUACCGCCUAAUUAUUAUUUAACUACUGCUGAAGAAAGAAUAGCACAACAGGAAUUGCAAGAAGCUAAGGCGAAACAAUACACCAGUUUACAGGAGCUGAACGCUUUAGAGCGUCAAUUUAGGUGCAGAUUUCGUAGGAAUUUAUCCAGAGAUUUUCAGGCCAUGGAUCUGGCUAAUACCGAUCUCGACAGUCUGGCUAUGCCACCACCUGCACCUCCACCAACAACAGCUGCUUAUCAAUUCUUAUCGACCAAUCGGAAAGCCGAGCUUAACAAUAUCAAUACCCAUUUGCAUAACAUGGAGCACGAAAGAGGAGGUAAUUUGGAAAAUCCUUCGGAUAUAUCAAGUAUAUCAACGUGUACUGUUCUUACACAAUUCGGCCAUAGCAAAGCGAACCGUGACUCUGGUGUAGGUAUAAUACAUUCUACGCCAAAAUGUAAUAGCUCCGUUGUGGAAGAUUUUAAAAGUCAAAAUAAUAAUGCGAAUGUAUACAAAGAUUAUCCAGCAGAAGAGGUUCUAAUGGAUAUUGAUAAGUUCCUUUCGGGCGAAAGAGCAGAUGUGGAGAAUCCGUAUAAUGGACUAAAACCUCAAAAUGACGACCUUAGGCAAUCACUACAAACGGACCACCUACUAAAUCAAUCAAAAUCUUUGCCUUCUGCCGUAAUCCACGAAAGGGUACAGAACUUUAAUUGUUCUCAAAUGUCCAAAAUGAACGAUAAUUUAAUUAGUUUAAGUGAAAUUUGGGGUAAAAAUGGUCAAGCCACUGCAAUAGCUAUACCUGCCCAACAGUCUCUAAAAGAAGAACAGUUAAGGCGACAACAUUUAGAGAAGAUGGUUCGACAAUUACAGGCAAGUAUACUAGAAUAUCAACAACGGUUGUCAGUAGCUGUAGAAGUUGAUCGAGCCAAGGAUAGCGCUUUAAACGACGCGCAAAGGGGAAACCAAAAUUUAACGCAAGAUCUUCAACAAAUGCGACAGAAUUUGCAAAUUGCGGAGCUACAGCGUAAGCAGCACGAAGAGAAAAUGGACGGUUUACAGAAAGAGCUGGCACAAGCAGUGAGUUUGGCCACAAAAUUUCAAGAAAAAACUGAAAAACUAGAAAAUGAAUUGACGAAUUGUUCUAGAAAAACGAAUGAAUCUCAUGUCCAGUUCAAACAGCAAAUUGAGGAGUUGGAAAUCAAAAUCCAUGCUUGUCAACGUUCCGAAGAGCUAGCGAUUAACGAAUUGCAUAAAAUAAAGGAUAAGUAUGCCAAGUCCGAACAUUUAUAUGAAAAAACAAAACUGCGUUAUGAUGAAUUGGAAAGAGAAAUCUCCACGUUACGGCAUCAGAAGGAAGUAUUGCAAGAUGUACAACAAAAACAAAAGUCACGAGCUGACCUGUUCGAAAAUCAAAAGAAAUCAUUACAAGAUGCAGUUAAUCGUUUAACUGAAGCGGAAGCUUCACUUAAGCGUAAAAUGGAUUUACAGCAGAAAACAUUAAAGUCACAUUACCAACAACAAUUAGAAACUGUUGUGACACAGAAAUUGAGAGAGUUUCAAGAGCAAUUAGAUAAAACCGAAGAUAGUUUAAAAGCCGAGGCCAAAGAACGUGAACGUUUAAUAGCCGAGCGCGCAGUUAAGCAAUUGGAAUUAAUUAAUGAAAAAAAUGAACAGGAGUUGAAUUUAUUGCAAGAAAAACAUCAUGAAGAAGUUGAAUUGUAUCGUAUACAGUUGGCUAACGCUUCAAAAAAAAUCGACGAACUCGAAAUGAAAUUGAAUUUGUACAAAUCAAAAAGAGCUGACAUUGCUGAGAAGCUGCACAACGUUAUGGAAACGCAGUGGCAAAAGGCUUUAGAAAUAUUAACAUCGCCAACUCAGUCGAAAAUGUCUGAAUCGGAUACAGAUUCUCCAGAGAGCAAUGAUACAAAUAGGCCAGUGAAUCAUGCUUACAAUGAAUGUACACCGAAAUCAAGUAGAAAAGAGAAUAAUUUAAAUGUACAAAAUAACAAAGCGCCCACAUUAUCGCCCAUGGACAGAUUGCAAGCUUAUAUUGAAUUGCUUCUUAGCAAAUCACCGAGUGACUUUGACAAACUGGACGAAAUUCUGGCUUUAACAACAAAAGCCAAACAAGCUAAAGAGAAAAUGGAGAAGAAUGCUAAACGCCAUUGUCAUAACAAGCCGCCAUGGAAAGCAUAAUGGGAAAGAGAAGUAUUAUUAUAUUUAUUAUAACA
Messenger RNA from Glossina fuscipes, 2377 nucleotides. RefSeq names its product centrobin (gene Cnb). Lineage: Eukaryota; Metazoa; Arthropoda; Insecta; Diptera; Glossinidae. Gene Ontology annotation, biological process: regulation of cilium assembly; mitotic cytokinetic process; centriole replication. The record is from RefSeq and is a predicted model, not a curated record. Bases 132 to 2342 code for a protein of 736 amino acids. Gene Ontology annotation, cellular component: centrosome; centriole. The transcript is spliced from 6 exons.